Molecule: messenger RNA, 3254 nt
Organism: Microbotryum saponariae
Lineage: Eukaryota; Fungi; Basidiomycota; Microbotryomycetes; Microbotryales; Microbotryaceae
Source: the annotation of a GenBank genome assembly
AUGUCCUUGAACAACAUCCAAGUCGUCACCAGCUCAGGCGUCGGCCCGGACGACGUACGAUUAACCAGCGACGUCGUGCACGUUCCCCUUCCGCUUUCCUGUUUCUUCAAUCACCUGCUAAUCACUCUCCGACUACUUUCGCAGACCAUCGCAUUAUGACCUCGUGAUCAAGACCGAUCUCAAGAAUUUGACCUUUUCCGGUACGGCCGAAAUCACCCUCGACGUACUGCACGAAACCGCUUCGAUCGUGCUCCACGUCGCCGAGUCUAUCCAGAUCAAGCACGCGGUCCUCUCACAUGGUCGAAAAUCUUCCAAUCAACCAGCAACGAAGUUCAGAUUGGAUACCAAGCGCGAGCGCGUAGAGAUCUUUUUCGAGGGCGGAAAAAUUGUCCCUGGUCAAGUUCGACUGGGUUUGCGUUGGGAGUCCAACCUGGGCACGACAGCAGGGUAUUACCGUUCGACUUACCCGGCUCCUGGCGGACAAGAGGGUGAAAUCGUGCGUGGCAUCACGUUAUCUGGACUAAUAAUCACAUUUUUGAAUGGCGAGCUGACCGGGACGGAAUACAACUAGGCUUACUACGCCAUCACCCAAUUUCAACCGACCGCGGCCCGUCGAGCUUUCCCAUGCUUCGAUGAGCCAGCCCUCAAAGCGACGUUUGCGAUUCAGAUGAUCUCGCGCACGGACUCGAUCUCGCUGUCCAACAUGGAUGUCAUAGCGACGAAGCAUCUCGGCGCCGGAGGGGACUUUCCUCGAACGUCGCUCUUGGAAGAGUCUUUCUUCACUCAAGAUGGACCCGCAAUCAACACGGUCACAUCUGUAUCAGCGAUUCCUGCUCAGUCCGUCUCCCACGGCGACUUCAAAGACGAUUGGAGCCUGAUUACGUUCGCUACGUUGCCCAAAGUCUCGACCUAUUUGGUGGCCUUUGCAAACGGUCCUUUUGCCCAUCUCGAAUCGACCUUCACCUCGACGAUUUCGGGCAAGGUCAUCCCUCUUCGCGUGUAUGCGACUGCGGACUGUGUCGAGCAAGGAGCCUUGACGCUCGAGACCAUGGCGAAGAUCUUGCCCCUCUACGAGAAGCUGUUUGAUGUUGGUGAGUUCGACUUUUCACCGUAGUGGCUUCGAUACCACCUCGCUGACGUAUGCUCUUCUACUCUAGAGUACCCAUUGCCCAAGCUCGAUUCUCUCAUCGCGACGGACUGCUCAGGCGCGAUGGAGAAUUGGGGUCUCAUCAUCGGCGUCAAGGACGCGUACGUCUACGACCCUGCCAAGAGCAGUAUCAAGAACAAGAAAAAGGUCGUCGUCUACAACUCGCACGAAGUCGCGCACCAAUGGUUCGGCAACAUCGUCACUUUCGAUUGGUGGGAUGGGUUGUGGCUCAACGAAGCGUUCGCGACGUUGGUCGGGGAGGUGCUUAUGCUUGAUGAGAUUGAGCCUUCGUGGAGGGUGCAUAGUGGGUUUGUGAAGCAGGAGCUCGCGGAGGCACUCCGUCUUGAUGCGCUGCCUUCUUCGCACCCGAUCCAGGUGCCGUGUCCCGACGAAGCUGUAAGGAUAAAGCGUGAUCGAAGGGCUGGGACCGUGCCAUAGCAAGCUGACUGCGUGAUCUUGUGUUGUGCGUUGGUCCCAUACAGACGAUCGGCCAAAUCUUCGACGCCAUCUCCUACUACAAAGGUGCUAGCGUACUCAAGAUGCUCUCCAACUUCAUCGGUCAAGAACGUUUCAUUCGUGGAGUGUCGAUUUACCUCAAGCGCUUCCUGUACGGCAACACCGUCGCCAAAGAUCUAUGGGACGGUAUCUCCGAAGCGAGCGGAAAGGAUGUGGCGACGAUGAUGGAGAACUGGACUUUGAAGGUUGGGUAUCCGGUCGUAACCGUCAAGGAAACGGUCGAGGGGCUCAAGGUUCGACAGAAUCGCUUCAUCAGCACACGAAACGUCAAGGCCGAAGAGGACGAGGUCCUCUGGCAUAUCCCGCUUCAACUCUUGGUCGUGCGGGACGGCAAGACCACCGUCAAUCACGACUUGCUCCUCACGAAACGCGAGAUGACGAUCCCUCUUCAAGAUGUCGCCAACACGACUUACAAACUCAACGCAAGCACAUGCGGCGUCUACCGCACAUCCUAUCCCAAAGACCGACUCGUCAAAAUCGGCCAAGAAGCGGGCAAGCCCGAUACCGCUUUUGAUCUCAGUGAUCGAAUGGGUCUCGUCGGCGACGCGAUGGCUCUCGCUAUUGCAGGAGUGUCCAAAACGAGCACAGGCUUGAGUUUCCUCUCCGAGCUUCGAAACGAGAAGGAGAACCUCGUCCUUCAAGCCGUUGCGGAUUCGCUCGCGACGCUCGCCUCGACGUGGUGGGAGCAACCCAAAGAGGUACGCGAUGCGAUCUCCAAAUUACGUCGGACGCUCUUUGGUCCCAUCGCGGAACGAUUGGGUUUUGAUGAUUCGGCCGAGGACGAUGUUGAUACGGUCGAGCUGCGCGCCACGGCGAUUACGACCGCCGCCGCCGCUGAAGAUCCCCAGAUCCUCGCCGAGUACCAGAGACGCUUCACCCCCUUUUUGGAGAAGAACGACGAGUCCCUCAUCCCUUCCGAGCUUCAAGAAAGCAUCUACGCCAUUUGCGUUGAGAAGGGCGGGGAGAAGGAGUUUGAGAAGAUGGUGAGCGUGUUCCGUGCGCCAGAGACGCCGGAUCAGGCUGUGGCGGCCGUGAAGGGGAUGUCUGCGACGCAGGAUCAGGAGAGGUUGGAGAGGGUGUUUGAGAUCAUCAAGAGGGAGGAUACGUCAAUUAAUUGUACGCUUCUAUCGGGGUCGACUUGGCGCCUUUGACCUGCUGACAACUUCGUCAUCUCCUUCGUUCAGAUAUCGUGCACUCCACCCGAGCCUUGAGCAUGAAUCCCUUUGCCACGCGCGCGUUGUGGCGCUUCUUCCAGGAGAACUAUGACUACAUUUCCCGUCGCUUCGAAGGUUGUGAGUCAUGUUGCGAUCGCCUCUUGUGCCCCUGAAGCAAUCGAUAGACUGACUUAUACCGUCUUGGCUUCUCGCCAACAGCGCUCAUGAUCACCGCCAUCGUACCGAUUUGUUUCGCUCGUCUCACCACCGAGGCCGACGUGCUAGCAGUUGAGAAAUGGGCUCAGGGUGUCGAUUCGUCGGCUUUCAGUCAGGCCUUGGAUCAGGGUCUGGAUCGGGUCAGGUUGAAUGCCAAGUGGUUGGAAAGGGAUGCAGGAGAUGUGGAGGGGUGGUUGAGGGAGAGCGGGUAUUUUGAGUAG